CUCUCCGCAGUGUGGCGGCACAGAGUCGACACAACCAGCAGCAACACAAACGAAGAAGACUGCACAGGAAGUGGGGAUAGCAGGAUUGUUGACAUAGCCUGCUAGCUUUUGCUAGGUGGCAUGAUAUUUUGUCGAUAUUUUUCUAAAGUUUUCGUUCACAAUGAGCUCUCCAGAGGACAGGCAUGGAACAAAACGAUCGGCGUCUCCCAGUCAAGAUGGGGGUACACAGUGGGCCUCUGCUGAUUUGGGAAGCGAUGAGAGAAAACAAAAGUUUUUACGGCUGAUGGGCGCGGGCAAGAAAGAACACACUGGGCGUCUUGUCAUUGGUGACCACAAGUCAACAUCUCACUUCCGCAGCGGUCAGGAAGAUCAGAAGAUCAAUGAGCAGCUGGAGCUGCAGUACCAGCAGGGAAUGGAUGGGAAGUUGUCAGGACGCAACCGGAGACAUUGUGGUCUGGGUUUCAGUGAGUCUGAAACCCAGCCAGAGUUGAUCCCUUCACCACCAGUGGAUGGACAGACAAAAGAAGCUGAGUCAGAGAAGUCCACCAGUGAGGAAGAGUCCACAGAAACUCAGGACAAAGGCAGCGAUCCUGAGCCGGAAGAAAAAACUUCAGAGGAGUCUGAAACCAGCCCGGACAGUAGGAACGAGGAACUGAAACACGACUACAAAGCAGCUUUUGUGAAAUCCUCGUAAUGCUGAUGAGACCGGCAGGGAGGAAUUAGUUUUUGUAAUAUUAUGUUUGUAAGUUUUGGUGUUAAAUGUUGAACGGUAGGCCGUCAUCCAUCAUAGAGCCAAUCGUUAGACUACACUCUGGUGUGCAUGUCGUCAAAGAAUGAAGUCUGCAGGCUGAGUGGCAGUACCACAUGAUCAAGUUUUUAUUUCGUUUGGACAUUUUAACAGUCACUGCAUUUGCCAUGAAUUGUGCUGAAUGAAACAGGAUUCCCUGGCAUUAGUUUUGAUUGGUAUACAAAUGGAGAAUUUUGUGUUUUCUUGAAAACCAAUAAAAAUCAUUUUCAGUUAAAA
Molecule: messenger RNA, 1024 nt
Organism: Pundamilia nyererei
Lineage: Eukaryota; Metazoa; Chordata; Actinopteri; Cichliformes; Cichlidae
Gene: cunh11orf58
Product: chromosome unknown C11orf58 homolog
Exons: 5
Coding region: 161-694 (177 amino acids)
Source: RefSeq, a predicted model, not a curated record